AUGUACCGCCAAUUAAUUCAACUGAAUGCUUUCUUUCCACAUUCCUUUAGCAAAUUUGUCAGCAAAGCUGGAAGUGGUUGUGUGAGUCUGGAAGUCACGCUAUAUGAUAUUCCUGGAGGCGGUGAUGAUGUGGCUGUUGAAUUUCGGAUGAAAAACACCAAAGGAAGCAUUGUACAGACAAGUGCUAAACAAGCAAUUGAAGUGGUAUGA
This is a messenger RNA of Brugia pahangi, 210 nucleotides long. The record is from the annotation of a GenBank genome assembly. NCBI's taxonomy places the organism in Eukaryota, Metazoa, Nematoda, Chromadorea, Rhabditida, Onchocercidae.